This is a messenger RNA of Monomorium pharaonis (pharaoh ant), 1960 nucleotides long. RefSeq lists its product as uncharacterized. The record is from RefSeq and is a predicted model, not a curated record. Lineage: Eukaryota; Metazoa; Arthropoda; Insecta; Hymenoptera; Formicidae. The coding region runs from base 730 to 1479 and encodes 249 amino acids. Gene Ontology annotation, molecular function: odorant binding; olfactory receptor activity. Gene Ontology annotation, biological process: sensory perception of smell. The transcript has 3 exons. Gene Ontology annotation, cellular component: membrane.
AUUGCAAAAGAUAAGAGGGUGAUCAGUCGUAAGAAUAAGGUAUAGAAGCAUAAGAAUAUACUUCUCCCUUUUUAUUAGUUUUACUAGUCUCACGGUUCUUUCAAUUACUACCUGUCUAUCCUACAAACUCUACAAUGCAUACAAUAUCGUUGUAUAAUUUACAUACAUAUAAUACGUACAUGUUGCUCUACAGAAAUUAUUUUGAGAAACAAUUUUUUACAGACAAUGACUAACUAAUAAUACGAGACUUGUUCUUUGUCUAAGACAGGUAUCUUCUUAGUAUCAUUUUAUUAGCAAGAACUGAUACGCCAAAUUUCAAAUAUUUUGCAAUUUUAAAAUUGUGCUUCAAUUUGCAUAGUAAAAAUUAUUGCAUACGUAAUAUUAAAAAAAAAAACAAUAAAGUUUAUUAUUCGUGAUACAGUUUUCAAGCACGUGGGAAGCAGAUGCUAAGUCAUGCUGGCGCAUAUUCAACGGGAGUACAGUAUCAAUAAAAUAUUUUUAUCGUGCAUAGGUAUCUGGCCACUUCAAAGUAAACUUGCAAAAAGUCUGAUACCGAUUUGCUGCUUCGCGUAUGAAAUAAGUUAUUACCCGUUAGAGGUAACAAUUAUCGGUUAAAUGUCUAUAAAUGUCCGAUUAGCAUUUAAGGUGUAGUGUUAUUCUAAAUACAAUUUUUUAUUACAUAACGUAUUUUAUGGAUCGCUGUUGUACGAACAUUAUAUUCAGAUAUUAAUGUUAUAUGAUCAUUGGAAUGAUGCGCGAAUAGUCUUCGAUUGCUCUUUUCAACUUGUCUUGUUGACGACCUUUAUUGCAAAACUAAUGAACGAGUUCUUGAAUCAUGAUAAGGCAAGUUUAGAUAUAAUCUUGUCUUCUCUGUUUCCCAAAUGUUAUUUUAAUAAGAUCCUUUUUUUAUUCGUCCUUAAUUAUUUUUAUAAUUGUUACAACGGCCAGAUUCUGCGUUUAUUCGAGACCAUGGAUAAUCAUUGGAAUGUAUUUACGAGUAAAUCGGAACUUCGAAUUCUUAAAGAUUAUACCAACAUAUCGAGAAAAUUUACAAUAUUUUAUUCGAUAAUAAUGUACUCAAUGUUAACGAUAUUUUUACUAAUUCCAUUAACACCGAUUUUUCUUGACAUUAUACGGCCUCUUAAUAAAUCACGUCCACGACUUUUCGCAGUAGUUGUAGAAUUGAGGAUAGAUCAAGAAAAGUAUUACGCACCAAUUUUCUGUUAUAAUAUCGGUAUAAUAGUGUUGGGUGCAAUUAUCAUGGUUGCCGUCGAUACUACGUUUGUCGUUUACACUGCUCAUGCUUGUAGUUUAUUCUCUAUCAUAAGUCAACAGUUUGAGGAGAUACUACCAAAGUUAAAUAUCAUGAAGCGAGAUAACAAACGUUAUUUGAACGAGGACUUUAAAUUGUUGAGCGAAAAAGAAAUAUAUCAGCAGUACAUAAUAUGCUUAAAAAAAUAUCAGCUUGCUUUAGAGUAAGCUUUUCUGAAUAUUUUUUUACAGUCUUUGUUUUAUACACAAGAUUAAUCUAUAUUUAUAAUAAAGUAUUUGUACUCACAUUAUUUACUUAUAAUAAUAAAAUAUUUAUUAUAACUUUUGUCUUAUAGAUUUGUCAGUAUAUUGAAUUCAACAUAUCAAGUCGUUGCAUUAUUCCUACUAUUAUUGAAUGGUGUAACUAUAAGUCUAGUUGGAAUUCGAGUAAGUAUGACAUAAUUAACAAUUUACUGAAGAGAGAAAAAAGUUUGUGAUUAUGGAACAGUAGGGAAUAUGAAAUACUAUCAAAAAAUAUCCUAAAAAUAAUUAUUUCUAAAAAAAUAAAAAAUUAACGCUCUUUGGUAGAUUCUACACAUUGGCAUUAUAAAAGUAUUAGUAUUUUAUACAUAGAGUCAUAGAAAAGUAUUAAAAGUAUAUAUUAAAAAAAUCUUUGACUCUUGCGUAUUGUAGAAAUAUUAUAAAAAUA